CUCAAAACUGUCAACAGGAUUGAUACAAAAGCAAUUUUGUCUCCCCAAAGUUUGAAAUUUUGGGUUCCAUGCAGUAAAUCGCAGUCACUCACAAGCAUUACAUAUACACUCAUUCACUGACAAAUUGAAGAAAUCUGAAGACGACGAACCAGUCAGUGGUCGCUUAAACUUCAUCACUUCUGGGUUCCUACAAAAAUUAGUGAGAAGAAAAACCUAACAACAUUGAAGAGAAUUAAUACACAGUUAUUGGUGAACUGCUAGCCUUCUACUGUGUAUAUAGAUAUACCACCUGGCAUUGUGCACUGGGUUCACGAUCUACCUGGUGAUAGACCAAUCCCCUCCUCAUGUAGCUCUGGCACCAUAUAAGACGAUAGCGAACUUUUGGCUUUUGGGUCAAACAGUGCGUCAAAGCAGAGCCAGUGACCUUAAGAAAUGCAUUCAUUGGAGCUUGAACUCAAGUUGCCUAGCCUUCUCUUUUCUGCAAAAGAAUGGUGUUCCUGCAAUUCCCUAUCAUUUGGUGCAAGAAUAAAAACUCAACUAUGGCUAUAGUGAAAAUACUUGAGAAGAAAGCAGCCAACCGUUUUCCCCCCAAGAAGCCGAGAGCUGAUGCCGAUAGAGAUGGAACAAGUCGUACCAACGUGGAGGAGGCCUUGCAGGCAUAUCGAGACACACUGACUCAGAUCUUGAAAGAACGCGAUGUUAAAUGGGAGAAGAAAACUUGCUGGAACAGGCCUGACAUUGAAGCAGCGAUGCGUCUUCGAAGGCAAGGGAAAAGAUUUUUUAUGAUGAAGAAACGAAUCGGACGAAUUCCAGGGAUUAGAGUUGGUGACGAGUUUCAGAACAGGGCUGCACUAACUGUCGUUGGCCUUCAUUGCCAGUUCCGCAAGGGUAUUGAUUAUAUCAAGAACAGCAAUGGGAAAAUCUAUGCCACAAGCAUCGUUAACUCUGCCCGAUAUGACAACGACAGUGUAGAAUCUCCGGAUACCUUGAUCUACUCAGGCGAAGGUGGAAAUCCUGGCGUUACAGAUUCAGAAAAACGACUCGAGGAUCAAAAACUUGAACGUGGAAAUCUUGCGCUAAGGAAUAGUAUGGAAGCAAAAAGUCAUGUUAGGGUAGUUCGUUGCUUUAAAUGCUUAUCGGCCAGCAGCACUGCUUAUUUUUACGAUGGUCUCUACAAUGUAACAGGUUGUUGGCAAAAAAGAGCGAAAUUUGGCAAACUUGUUUAUGUGUUUUUGCUGAGAAGAGAGCCGGGCCAACCAAAAUUUGCCAUCCCGCGUAGGAAAGUCUCGAGCAAGUCGAUGAAGAGGCCUGCUACUCCUAUCCUCUGUAAAAACGACAUCUCUCAAGGGAAAGAGAAGACGCCUAUUCGCGCAGUCAAUAAAGUAGACAGUGAUGAGAGUCCUCCAUCUUUCAAUUACAUAUCCGAUACCAUUUAUCCAGAUUUCGUCAAGAGCACCGAGACCAGACAGACAGGGUGCGAUUGCAAAGAUGGAUGCUCUGAAUCUAAGCCGUGUCCUUGCAUAAUGAAGAACAAAGGGGUUUUGCCAUAUAACGACAAGGGACGUAGGACGAAUAGGAGCUCCUCCAUUGUCUAUGAGUGUGGUGCAGGGUGUAAGUGCUCUUCUUCAUGCAAAAAUAGAGUCAGCCAACGGGGAGUAUGUUCCACGUUUAAACUUGAAGUGUUCAAGACUAGAUCAAAAGCAUGGGGUGUUAGGUCGCUCGCGUGGAUUCCAAGAGAUAGUUUUGUUUGUGAGUACGUCGGAGAAGUAGUAGUACUUGAGUAUAACAACAAUGGUUUUCAAGACGCUUCUGAGCAGCGGCAGGAGCAGAAGCAGCAGCCUUUCUGUUUUCCUCUUAUGUUGUUAUCAUCAUCGGGAGGGGAAAAGAGUAGCAGGUUGGCCGUUGAUGCCGCGAAACGUGGAAAUGUGGGGAGAUUUGUGAAUCACAGUCCGUCGCCUAAUCUGUAUGUCCAACGCGUCCUCUUUGAUCAUGGAGACCCGAGAAUGCCACACAUGAUGUUGUUUGCUAAGAAGGACAUACGACCUUGUCAAGAGCUAACCCUUGAUUUUAACUGCAAUGUUGUAGCGAACCAAGCUUGAAAUGUAAGAUGAUGAAAUGUCAUCGUGGUCAGAUCAUUUAUUUUUUUAUUUUUUUUAUUUAUUUUUUUGUCAAUAACGUUGAGAUACUAUUGAGACCCUUAUUUUCAAAAGAA
This is a messenger RNA of Malus domestica (apple), 2212 nucleotides long. RefSeq names its product histone-lysine N-methyltransferase, H3 lysine-9 specific SUVH5-like. Gene Ontology annotation, cellular component: nucleus. Gene Ontology annotation, molecular function: double-stranded DNA binding; zinc ion binding; histone methyltransferase activity. Lineage: Eukaryota; Viridiplantae; Streptophyta; Magnoliopsida; Rosales; Rosaceae. The record is from RefSeq and is a predicted model, not a curated record.